ACCAGAGAACGAUGAGGCGCAGUUCAAGUACCAGUCGCAUCAGUUGCCGGCAGUCCAUCCAGCCUCUCAGGGUUCAUGACACAAACAAGGCUGGACUCCAUACACCCCAGACGAGGACAACUGGGGGAAAGCAGAGUGUGGGGAAGUACGCACCAGGGACAUCGGAAAGGAAAACCAGCUAUUUUGGGAAAAGAACCAGUGGCCCUGGAAGCUUACGAAACAGCCAGUAUGGUGCAUUUGGAAGUAUGGAGAAGAUCAAAGAACCUAGGCCACUUCAUGACAAAGCAUUUAUUCAGCAAUGUAUCCGUCAACUCUGUGAUUUUCUUAUAAUGCAUGGAUAUGGUCCUACUGUCUCUGUGAAGUCACUCCAGACUCCAUCUGUCAAGGACUUCGUGAAAAUCUUCUCUUUUAUUUAUGAACUCUUUUGCCCAUCUUAUGAGCUUCCCAGUUCUAAAUUUGAAGAAGAGAUCCCAAGAAUUUUUAAAGGGCUUGGAUAUCCUUUUGCAUUGUCAAAAAGCUCUAUGUACACUGUGGGAGCACCACACACAUGGCCUCAGGUUGUAGCAGCAUUGGUCUGGCUGGUAGAUUGCUUCAAGUUGUUUUAUUCUAUGAAAGAAAAUCCACCGUCAUUUGAUGAAGGACAGACCUUGGGAGAGAAUGACGAUGGAAUUGUACAUAACAAGCUCUUUUUAGACUAUACUGCAAAGUGUUAUGACCAUUUUAUGAGGGGAGGAGACACGUUUGAAGAAUUUGAUGCUGAAAUACACUCCAAAUUAAAGAGUCUUUUUAAUGCACAUGCAAAUCGUGUAGAGGCACUAGAAGAGGAAGAGAAAAGGCUGAAUGAAGAGAUUGCAAGACGUGAGAAGGAGAGAGAAAGUGAACCAGACCGUUUAGUGACUCUACGGAAACUGAAAUCAUCUUUGCAGGCAGAUGUUAAGAAAUAUGAAGUGUAUGUGGCCAACCUUGAAUCACACUCAAACAGUAUCAGUCAAAAAACAAAGAGCAUUACUGAGGAGCAUGAGGCUGCUGCCAUGGAAAUUGAAGCAUUGAAACAGGAGAACACUCAUCUGAAACUCAUCUGUGAUAAUCAGAAAUACUCCACUGCAGAUAUUGAGAGACUAAAUUGUGAAAUAGAGGAGUUGCAGCAGACAGCCAAUAAGCUAACCAAGGAACUAGAGGCAGAGCAACAUCAAUUGUGGAAUGAGGAAUUAAAAUAUGCUAGAGGAAAGGAGGCGAUUGAAGCCAAAUUGGCAGACUACCAUAAACUGGCUCGGAAGCUGAAACUAAUUCCUAAAAGUUCAGAGAAUUCUGGUGGCCAUGAUUUUGAAAUUAAAUUUAAUCCCGAUGCAGGGCCAAAUUGUCUGGCCAAAUACAGAACUCAGAUUUGUGCUCCCCUUAAGCAUCUUAUAAACCAGACUGAAGAGGAAAUUACUAAUGCUACAAAGAGAAAAAUUGCUUUAGAAGAUGCCUUAGAACAGGUAAGCACAAUGGAAGCUGAGCAGAACAGCAAUGUGAAAAUGCUAAGAGAAGAAGCCCAGAAAUUUGAAGAUUUGUGUCAGCAUAAAAUGAAGGAAGUUGAGGAGGAAGAAGAGAAAGGUAACAAAGAGCUGGAAUUGUUGGAGAAACAUAAAUCUUUGCUUUAUGGUGGAGUCAAUGAAGGUGUCAGUGAAGCUAUGGAAGAGCUACAUGAACUUCAGUGCCGAUUCCAAGUGGUUAUGCAGACAACAUCAGAAGAGAGCCGGAAAGUGCAUAAAAAUGUACAACAUCUUGCAGAACUCAUAGCUACUCACCUUGAGUCUGUAGAGAAGUACCUGACUGAACAGAACACAAACUUCGAUAGAGAAUUUCAUGAAUUUAUGUUGAAAGAUCCAUUGGCUAACUUGAGAGAAAUCCUAAACGUUUACAAAAAGAAGACCAAUGCUUUGCAUGCCUCAGACAAACAAGAGUGAAAAUGUUAUCUGUAUAUUGAUGUAAAGGCUUCUUAUAUGCUUAACUGUGCCUUUUUUCAUAAACAUAUUGCUUUUUAGUAUAAUAUGUGUAUUUCAUAUAUGGGAAUUGUUUCA
Elgaria multicarinata webbii is the source of this 2063-nucleotide messenger RNA. It is a transcript of the gene NDC80, whose product is annotated as NDC80 kinetochore complex component. The transcript is spliced from 16 exons. Lineage: Eukaryota; Metazoa; Chordata; Lepidosauria; Squamata; Anguidae. Gene Ontology annotation, cellular component: Ndc80 complex. Gene Ontology annotation, biological process: attachment of mitotic spindle microtubules to kinetochore. The coding region runs from base 12 to 1949 and encodes 645 amino acids. The record is from RefSeq and is a predicted model, not a curated record.